AUGUCGGUCGACUCGCAGAAGAAGGAGCUGAACGCCUUCUUCUCGUACUUCGCCACCUUCGACCUCGCACGCCCCGUCACGACCAUCGCAGACCUGUCGGAUGGCGCGGCGCUGUUCGAGAUCCUCUCCAUCGUCGAUGCGGAGUACUUCCGCCAGCCGGGGCGGCCGGCGGCCCAGCCCUCAGACAACUGGGUCCUGCGCUUCUCCGCGCUGAAGAAGCUCUACCGGCUGAUGACCCAGUACUUCUCCGAGGUGCUGCACCAGCCGACGGGUGCGCUCGAGGUGCCCGACCUGCAGGCGAUCGCGAAGGACUACAACGUGAACGCGACGCUCAUCCUGUGCCGCCUGACGAUCGCCAUCGCCGUGCAGUGCGAGAACAACAAGGAGAUCAUCGAGCGCAUCCAGAAGCUCACGGAGUCCGAGCAGCAUGCGCUCAUGCGGGUCAUCGAGCAGACCAUGACGAAAGUCCGGAGCUCUGCGGAAGCGGGGAUGGAGGCGAGCAUGACCGAGUGCGUGAUUCGAGGACGCGUGCGCGAGCACGACCACUACUACCAGAUCCAGUCGGAACGGAGUCGGAUACUCUCGGAGAAGGAGACGUUGGAGAAGGUGUAUCAGUCCCUCUUGGAGGAGCACCGGACGCUGCAGACCAACUACGAUGACGUCGUGUCGGAGAAGGACGAUGCUCUCGCGCAGCUCAGGCAGGCGCAGCGCGAAGCUGAUAGCAAGCGCGUCGACACCAGGGGAGAUGCGAUGAUGCGGGGCGAGAUUGACCGUCUGCGGGCAGACCUCCAGAAGAGCGAGGACAACCUUGCCAUGGCGGAAUCCGAGCUUGACAAGCAGACAGUGCUUGUGACCGAGCUCACUCGCAAAGUGGACGAGCUCCAAGUUACAGCAGAUGAGGCUACCCGACUGAAGGACCAACUCGAUGAAUACCGGCAUGCAGCUGACAAGCUCCAAAAGACGGAGAACGUCAUGGAGAAGUACAAGAAGAAGUUGCAGGAGGCGGCGGACAUGCGCCAGCAAGUCAAGGCACUAGAAAAGCAGAAUGCAGACCUUGUGGAUAAGAACGCCGCUCUUGAGGACGAAUAUCGGAAGGUUGCGGCGUUCAAGCCCCUCAUGGAGUCGUACAAAUCGCAGAUUGCGGAACUAGAGACUAAAGCCUCCGCUCGCAGCAAGGAGAUCGACGCGCUCAACUUCGAGCUCGCGCAAACUAAGAGCAAGCUCAAGGCCGCUCAGGAGGAGCGCGCGAAGGACUCCGAGACCCUCGAGCUCUACCAAGAGCGUGUGCGCGAGCUCGAGCUCACUUCGCAACGUCCAGUGGCCGCGUCGCGCGCACGAUCACAGCCGGCAGAUAGCGAUCCUACAGGAAACAUGACCGAGUUCACGGAGGCCGAACUGCUUGGCAAUGAAGGAGCGGCCACAGAUGUCGACGACGAUGUUACGGGUCUCGGUGACGAGCUCGACACCGCGAUCGCAGGCACGACCAUGACGGACCUCAAGCUGCAGGUGCGAAAGCUCCAGCGCGAGCUCGAGGCCGUGCGCAAGAACGAAGCGGACGCCAGUCGCGUGCUCGUGCUGGAGAACCUACUAGACGACGCGAACCGCAUGAAGGCGCGCUACGAGGCGGACUACUUGGCCGCGCAUCGCGAGAAGCUCAUGCUGCAGAACAAUCUUGAGGAAAUCAGGAGCGGGAAGUCGCUCGGCGAUGGAGCGGAGGCGGCGAUCGCUCUCCGUCAACGUCUCAAUGAGACUGUAGACGAGCUGGACAAGCUCAAACAGGAGCAUGCCGAGCUCGCAGUCAAGUUCGAGGCGAUGAACAAGGAGCUCACCGUUGCGAAGUCCGACUUGACGCUCGUCAACCGCGAUCAGCUUGACAUUCUCAAGACCCUGCGCGAAUCCGUCAACGAGGACAAGGCCGAACUCGAAGCCGAGCUCGACCGCCUCCGGACGCAGGUUAAGGAGCUCUCGGACAAGAACAAGAUGCAGCUCGAACAGAUCAACGGCCUGCUCCUCGAGAAGGUCAAUCUCCAGAGCGAGGGUAUCGACCAACGGGACCGGAUGCUUCAACGCGAGCGUGCGAUUGGCGAUCUCCGCGCGUCUCUUUCCGGGAAAGACGUGCCCGAAGACAUCAAGCAGCGCAUGCUUGCCCUUCACGAAGAGAAUGUCAGUCUCAAGGAGCAAUACAAGACUGCUCAGGAGAAGCUUGUCAAAGCGAAGGCUUUCAUUAAGCAGCAGGACAAACUGUUCAAGGAAGAGCACGCGAAAGCUGGCGGAACCAUUCCUACGGGGGCGUUCGAGGAAGCUGAGACCAGCUAUCGCUCGCAAAUCCGUAUACUGGAAGAUGACCUUGCCCGUCAGAAGCGCCUGCUCUCCGAGGCCACUAACCGUUACAGGAGAGAACAAGCUCUCAUGCUCGGUGCCAUCCACAAUAUGGGCAUGCAUACCACGAGAGAUCAGCUUGGUUACGCAAAGCAGCAGUCCCAGCCUGGGCCAACCAGUUGGCUCAAGCAACAACGACAGAAUGUGGGUUUGGACUGGUCUCAGGUUAUCCGCCAAGCUCAUCAUAUGCAUCUUAGCUUGGUCCCAUGCUUCGACGAUGAAGAGCGUCCGGAUUGA
This is a messenger RNA of Dichomitus squalens LYAD-421 SS1, 2616 nucleotides long. RefSeq names its product HOOK-domain-containing protein. Gene Ontology annotation, molecular function: dynein light intermediate chain binding; microtubule binding. Lineage: Eukaryota; Fungi; Basidiomycota; Agaricomycetes; Polyporales; Polyporaceae. The transcript is spliced from 13 exons. Gene Ontology annotation, biological process: cytoskeleton-dependent intracellular transport; cytoplasmic microtubule organization. The coding region runs from base 1 to 2616 and encodes 871 amino acids. The record is from RefSeq and is a predicted model, not a curated record. Gene Ontology annotation, cellular component: centrosome; cytoplasm.